AUGAAGCUAUCCACUGUCCUGUCCUCGGCCAUCGUUGCUGCGCUUGCAAAAGGCGCAGCACUAAACAAGAGGCAGAGUGUUGCGACCUGCUACGGGGACCAAGGCCCCAACUUGAAUGACUGCGAUAGUCUGAUUGCGCUUCUCGGCUGGACCGGUACUUCGACUGACCAGAUCGAGCCUGAUCCAUCCGGUGGUGUGUCUUUCUUCGAUGACCACCACGCCUUGAACUGUGAGAUUGGCAUCGGUUGGAAUGACCCAAACAACCGUCUCACCAUUACCACAUCUUCGCUUUUGCCUUAUAUCAACAUCAUCAAAGACAAAUGCAUCAUUCCCAGCGAGGCAGCCAAGCAUCGACGACAGGCUGAAGGCGACUCGUUCAACCUUGAGGUUUUAAGCCAUGCCAUCGAACGCCCCGGCUUCCGUCAGAAGGUCGGUCCUAGCCUUCCUAGCGGCAGCUCUUACACUGUCACUACUGGCGAAGCGAACACCGUGUCUGUUGGCGCAUCCUUUGAGAUCAGCGGCGGAUUCUUCGAGAUCUUUGAGGCUGGUGCAAGCACGAGCUUCGAAAAUAGCCACACAGUUGAGAACUCCGAGUCUACUCAGAUCAAUGUUGACUGCGGUCCCGGAAAGAAUGGGCAGAUUUACUGGGUGCCUAAGUGGGACCACUAUGAGGGAACUUUCGUCCCUAGCAACACCGCCGGUGAUGUUUGGAAUCCGCUUGAUGACAGCGCUGGUGACUACAUGAUCGAGUGCCAGGGUUAA
Molecule: messenger RNA, 762 nt
Organism: Fusarium venenatum
Lineage: Eukaryota; Fungi; Ascomycota; Sordariomycetes; Hypocreales; Nectriaceae
Source: RefSeq, a predicted model, not a curated record